This is a messenger RNA of Stylonychia lemnae, 2895 nucleotides long. Lineage: Eukaryota; Ciliophora; Spirotrichea; Sporadotrichida; Oxytrichidae. The record is from the annotation of a GenBank genome assembly.
AUGACUAUUCAAAUACUUUUUCCUCCUCUAUUUCCUACAGCAACUUUUAGUGUAGUUCAAUGUUUCGCUGAGAUACCUAAAAUCACUGCUUCUAAUCUCUCAAUGUUCUGUCAAUUGGAACCAAAGAAAGUUUAGAGAAAAUAAAGCAAAGGGAAGCAAAUUUAAAGUAAAAAUACUGAGCAGAAAUCUGAUCAGAAGAUAACAAAGCCAAAAAUAAGUAAAGUAGUCUCUAAAGUUGACUUGAAUGCAAAGGCUACUAAAGCUGCUCCUGUUAAAAAAAGAGAUUCAAAACUAUAGGAUAAAGUUAAAAUUGGAAAGGCCAAAGAUGGUAAGACUAUAGAAGAAAGAGUAAUAGAUCUCAAGAAAAUUGAUAAAUAAAUUGACGCUUAACUUAAAAAGUAGAAGGGUAAAUAGGCAAAAGUUAAAGAAGUUAAAGCCAAGGCAAAGUAGGUGAAACCUAAAGUUGUUAAAACAUAGCCGAAAGCAGAUAAUUAUGGGAAAGCUGAUUUUGUGUCUGAUUUUGAAGAUGAUUUGAGUGAGGAGGUCAUACCAAAAAAACGUGGAGCAGGAGGUAAAAUCUAAAAUAGAGCUGGCUAAGAUAAAGGAUCUAAGCCAUGUAUUCCAAAGAAAACAAACAAGAGAAAGAAGGUUGAAAUACCAGAGGAGUAUACUAAAGUUCUACAAAACCCAGAUGAUUUAUUAAUUGAAGAUCUUGAGCAAGAUGUUUUUGACAAUAGCCCAGAACUGAAAUCAUUAGACUGCUGUGUCUAGUGUGCGAAUACAAAUGUUAUCAGAGCAGCUGCCACAUAAAAUCAUGACUUAAUGAAAAAGUGUAUAGAUGCUAAGUAACACAUAAGCUCACUUUUGAUAGCACAGUCCCCUGAGUUUAAAUGGACACCUUUAGAGUAUGCAAUCUCUAAUGGCGAUAAAUAGACUUUUGACAUGCUUAUGAAUUAUCAAUAGCACAGAUCAAGGAGAGUGAAUCUCGGGUAAACAUAAUUGAAAGAGUUUGAUACAGGAUCAGUUAGCAAUUAAGCUUAUGGAGUUGAAAUUAGAAAAGUAAAUAUGUCCAGAGGAAACAAACUAGGCAAUAAUGCUUUUCUUUAAGAAACUGUAGUUGAAGAAAAUGGCUUUUAAGAAUAUUUGCAGAAUGAGUAUUUCAUUGAAAGAAUGGUCCUAAUGGAGAAACUAGACUAUGAGUUUAUUUAGAAGAUCAUAAAGUUAGACGUUUCAAUGAAAACAUUUGUUAACAAUACUCUUAUCUAAAAACUAUUGAUAAACAACAAAGUGGAAAUUGUUGAGAAGUUAAUAGCUCCAGUAGUAAAUGACCCCUUAUUUCAAGUUAAUUAGCUUCUCUAUGCCACUUUAGUAGCUUAAGACCUGAACUAACUACCAAAGAACUACAAUAAGCUUUCAGUCAAUAAGACUUCAGUGUUUGGUGGGAUUAGCUCCCUUCAUUCUGCUGCACUCAAUCCAAAUCUUGAAAUUCUUAAAAGACUUCUUGUUAUGAUAAAAUCAAACGACAAUUUAAGUAGAUAAAAAGAUGACGAAGGAAAUGAGUGCAUUCAUUACGCUGCAGCAUGUAGCUCAACUGGGCCAUUAGAACUUUUAUUAGCAAGAAACUUCAAUGUGAAUUCUGAGAAUAAUAAUAAGUAAACGCCGAUAUUUAUAGCCGUCAAGUGCAAGUAAAUCUAGAACAUUAAGAUAAUCAUGGAGGAAGAUGAAACAGCUAUUUACUAUAAAGACAAAUCUGGUAACUAUCCAAUACAUGUUGCUGCUAAAGCUGGCAGUAUUGAAUGCCUCAAAGCGCUUUGCAAGAUUGAAAAGGACUAUAUCAAUAUUCAAAAUGGUUUCCACCACCUCUCUCCUUUAAUGCAUGCAGCUUCUUACGGGCGACUCGAGGCUGUUGAGUUUAUGGUAGAUAAAUUAAAAGCAGAUAUAAAUUAGGUUGAUAAACAUGAUAGAAAUGCACUUCUAUAUGCUGUUAGAAAUGGACACACAAGAAUAGCUCGCUUCUUAAUCACUAGAGGAGCAUAUUUUAACUAUCCAGAUGAUUCAUUGAACUAUCCAUUCCACUAUGCCUGUGCAUAUGGAUGGUUAGAUUGUAUUAAAUUACUGAUAAGAGCAGGUGCUAGUAUCAGUAAUGCUAAUGAAUGGGGAUUUACACCUUUGAUUAUUGCAAUGAUGAAAGGUCAUAAAAAGAUAGUAGAUUUUUUACUAGAUAUUGAUGGAAUCGAUGUUAAUAGUACUGAUGACAAAGGAAGAAACUUGCUUUGCUUUUCCAUGAUGAAAUUUGAAGAAAAAACUACAGAUUACGUCAAACAUCUUAUAGAAUAGAAGGGAGCUAAUCCUAAUUAAGAAGAUAUAAAUAAAUUGACUCCGUUUUAUUACCUUCUUCAUGCCCCUUAUUAUUCCCACAAAAAAUCAAUAAAAGAUUACACAACAAAUAGAUAUUAAGAUAAGGUAAUUACUAUGCAAAAAUCCUACUACAAGCUAGUUGAGUAUCUUAUCACAGUCUAAGGGUGUGAUAUCUAAUAAUUUGCUAAACUUAAUCAAUCUCCACUUGACAUGAUUUUAUAACAAAAUAAACUCUUCUUGCUACCGCUAUUUAAUUUGAAAUUGAACAUAAACCAAAAUCCUGAUUUGAUGUUCAAAAUGACUCCUAAGAAUGAUGAUAAUGAUAACGAGGUGUUCAUUGACUUUUUGAAUAAACAUGAAAAAAUUGAUGAAAAUAUUUUGAAUGGUUGUAACUCACAAGGGUAUACUAUUUUGAUUGCUAUAAUGAAUUAAUUAUCAACUACCACUCACCUGUAAAAUUUUUUUCUUAAUUAAUACUUUUAGAAAGCCUUAUUUCUUUAAUUAUCUGAAAAUCAAAAGAUAUCUCUAUCUAUUUGA